Silurus meridionalis is the source of this 1689-nucleotide messenger RNA. It is a transcript of the gene trub1, whose product is annotated as TruB pseudouridine (psi) synthase family member 1. The record is from RefSeq and is a predicted model, not a curated record. Gene Ontology annotation, molecular function: pseudouridine synthase activity; RNA binding. Gene Ontology annotation, cellular component: mitochondrion. The coding region runs from base 40 to 948 and encodes 302 amino acids. Gene Ontology annotation, biological process: tRNA modification; mRNA pseudouridine synthesis. Lineage: Eukaryota; Metazoa; Chordata; Actinopteri; Siluriformes; Siluridae. The transcript has 8 exons.
CUGUGCGCCUGCUGAGCGGGAGGACUGACGGAGAGCGGCAUGGCUGCAGUAAACAGCGGUGCUCUAACUAAAUUACAUUCGUUAAACGGAAUAUUCGCUAUAUAUAAGAAAACGGGACCCACGUCUGCAGAUGUGUUAAACACGCUGAAACAAAAGCUGUUAAAAGAGGCUGGUGUAGAUAAACCAAACCCCCGAAAACGGAAGAAGCAGGCUUUCAAACUGGGUCAUGGUGGGACUCUGGACAGUGCUGCUUCUGGUGUUCUGGUGGUUGGGAUUGGUGAGGGGACGAAGAUGCUCACCUCUAUGCUUUCUGGUUCAAAGAAAUACACAGCUGUCGGAGAGCUGGGCAAAGCGACUGACACCUUUGAUGCUACAGGAAGUGUUGUUCAGGAGAAAAACUACGAUCACAUAACAAGAGAAGUUUUUGAAGAGAAUCUGAAGCAGUUCACUGGUGAAAUCAUGCAGGUCCCCCCACUGUACUCCGCACUGAAAAAAGAUGGCAAGCGCCUUUCUACCCUGUUGAAGGAAGGCCAUGAAGUGGAGGCUAAGCCUGCACGUCCAGUUACAGUUUACAGCCUCUCAUUACAAGACUUUAAUCCCCCACUUUUCACUUUGGAAAUUGAGUGUGGUGGAGGCUUUUAUGUCAGAAGCCUGGUUGAUGAUCUGGGAAAAGCGCUGUCUUCCUGCGCUCAUGUGCAGGAGCUGACCCGGACAAAGCAGGGCCAGUUCACUCUAAGGGAACAUGUGUUAAGGGAGGAGCGCUGGACCUUCCAGGACAUUUCUGAGGUAUUACAGCCCUGUUUAAAGACUGCAGCUGUGCACAACAAAAGCAAAAAAAACAAAAAUCAAGACGUGGCCACCCAGCUCAGCUCUGAAUGUGCUGCUAAAGAUCUCCAUCACAGCAUACCUGAUAAUGUUGCUGAAAACCAAAAACACAGCAGUGAUUAAAGAGUACACUGUUGCUAAAAGUCUGAAAGAAUUUUUCAGUAAUUCUGAACAUUUCUGUUCAUUCUGGUGAUUUGUGACUUCAUUAUAUGCUUUAUUUAGUUCGUGACAAAUGGCAGCAAACACGUUGUCAUGUAAUCAUGCAGUGAGUAAUGGAGAGAAUCCACUUCACCACAUCAGAAAGCCUUUUUGGAUUUGCACAAGACUUCCUUAUGGUGGAAUUGUUUUAUAACAAUGUUCUGUUGGCCGCAUCCUCAUCCACUGCAUACUUGUUUUUUUUCUUGAACCUCAGCCGAUUUGUGGCGAGCUUAAACUGCUCUGUUAUUUUUAUGGCCAUGUGCCAUUUGGCAGCUUUCUGUGGUUAUGUUGUAAGAGAGGAACUGACAUACUUGCAGUUUGUUUUCACCACUUCUUGAGAAAAAUAAAGUCUGCCACAGAGGUGAUGACCUUUUAAGUUGAACCUUAUUUGCAAUUUAAAGCUGGUCCAGAUGCUAAAGGUUUAAAAUAAAAGAAAGUACUUCAGGAAAAUUAAACUGCAUUUUGUUUUGAUAUAAAAUAUUAACUAGAAAAUGCCUUUUCAAAGCUGAGAUCUGCAGUCAUAAGCAGCAGAAUUAUAGUUAUAUAAUAUGGAAAUUUGUUCAGUUAAAAAGUUGAUCUAAAUGGAAAGGCUGAUAUAUUGUUUGAUUGACUGAUGUUUCGGUUCUACAGAUAUUGGCAGGGGCACAAAUAAAACCAAUAAUGAAA